UGACUUUGCCGAUUUGCGCAAUUGGACGCAGCAUGGCUCCGAAGCCACCCAAACCCGUCGGCGAUGUCGUCCGCAAGACGCUCAACCUGCCCAAGACCGAGUUCCCGAUGCGGGCGAACGCGACCGUGCGCGAGCCGCAGCUGCACGCGCGCUGCGUGACGCAGCUCUACGCUGCCCAGGCGGCCGAGCGACCGGACGCGCCGACGUUCCUGUUGCACGACGGGCCACCGUUUGCAAAUGGCUCGCUGCACACGGGCCAUUUCCUCAACCGCGUACUCAAGGACAUGCUCAACCGGUACAAGCUCCAGCGCGGCUAUAAGAUCGAGUACAUUCCUGGCUGGGACUGCCACGGCCUCCCGAUUGAGAUCAAGGCGCUCGAGCGGCUCAAGGACACCAACCGCGACCAGAUGGACCCGGCCGAGAUCCGCCGCCACUCGCGCGAGCUCGCGCUCGAGGCCAUUGCCGCGCAGAAGAAGGAUCUCCAGCGCUGGGGCGUUUUGGCCGACUGGAGCGGCGCGCCGGGCACAGCGUACCACACGAUGGACCCGUCGUACGAAGUCAAGCAGUACAACGUCUUCAAGAAGAUGGUGCAAGACGGCUUGAUCUCGCAGGGAUACAAGCCCGUGUACUGGUCGCCGUCGUCGGGUACGGCGCUUGCCGAGUCAGAGCUCGAGUACAACGACGAGCACACGUCGCAGUCGGCGUACAUUCGCUUCCGCCUCAAGACGCCGACAGGUGUCCUUUCGGCCCACGCCGCCAACGCCACGAUCUCGGCCGUCAUUUGGACUACGACGCCGUGGACGAUCCCGGCCAACCGUGGUCUCUGCUUCCGGGGCGACUUGACGUAUGCCCUCAUCGAGACGGCGCCAGGCGCCUACGAUCUCGUGGCCCAGGACCUCGUCGAGACGUAUGCGAGCUCGAUCUUGGAGCAGCCCGACGUCAAGAUCAUUGCGACCUUCUCGGGCGCCGACGUCCUCGGCAACGUCUUUGCCAACCCGUUGGACGAGCGCGUCGACUCGAUCGCGCUGCUCGGCGACCAUGUGACGACCGACGCCGGUACCGGCGUUGUGCACACGGCGCCGGCCCACGGCCAAGAAGAUUACCAGGCGUGGAUGGCGCACCAUGCGCAGUUUGGCACGGACAACAGCAUGACGUGCCUCGUCGACGGCAAGGGCAAGUACACGGCCGAGGCCGGCCCGCACCUCGCCGGUCUCUUUGUGCAAACCAAGGGCACGGCGGCGGUCCUCGAGGCACUUGGUGCCAAGGAAGCGGCGCUCGUGCAGUCGGCCAAGCUCGUCCACCGCUACCCGUACGACUGGCGUACGAAGAAGCCCAUCAUCUUGCGCGCGACCAAGCAGUGGUUUGCCAAGCUCGAUACGCUGCAUGCGCUCGGCCACGAUGCACUCAACGACGUAGCAAUGCAUCCCAAGUCGUCCCGCCGCCGCUUGGAAGCGACGCUCUCGAGCCGGAACGAGUGGUGCAUCUCCCGCCAGCGGGCGUGGGGUGUCCCGAUCCCAGUCUUUUACGACCUGGAGACGGACGCGCCGCUCUUGACGACCGACUCGAUCGAGCACGUACAGACCGUCAUGGCGGCGAAUGGCGGCUCGGACGCUUGGUGGACGCUGCCGCUCUCGGAGCUCCUCCCGCCCGGAUACGAUCCGGCCAUGUACCGCAAGGGCAUGGAUACACUGGACGUGUGGUUUGACUCUGGCAGCUCGUGGCUUGCGGUUUUGGACGGCCGCCCGGCCGACAUUUACCUCGAGGGCUCGGACCAGCACCGCGGCUGGUUUCAGUCAUCGCUGCUCACGUCCCUUGCCGUCCAGAAGAAGGCGCCGUACAAGCAGAUCAUCACGCACGGCUUCAUUCUGGACGAGCGGGGGCAGAAGAUGUCCAAGUCCCUCGGCAAUGUGUUGGUGCCAAGUGACAUUAUUGACGGCAAGAAGAAGCAAAACAUCCCGGCGUACGGCGUCGAUACGAUGCGGUAUUGGGUCGCGACGACCGACUACACCAACCAAGUGUCGGUCGGCCCCUCGACGAUGGUCAAGGUCAGCGACAGCGUCCGCAAGGUGCGCAACACGGCGCGGUUUUUGCUCGCCAACUUGAACGACUUUGACCCGCGCACCGACAUGGUGCCGUAUGCCGACUUGACGCCGCUCGACCAGUACAUGCUGCACUUGUUGUCGGAGCUCCAGACGACCGUCACGGACGGGUAUGAGACGUUUGCGUUCAACAAGGUGCAGCAAGCGCUCGCGCACUUUAUUGCGACCGACCUCUCGGCCUUUUACAUGGAGGCGUGCAAGGACCGCUUGUACUGCGAAGCGCCGCAGUCGCCGCUCCGCCGGUCGACGCAGACGGUGCUUGAAAUGGCGCUCCGCACGAUCAACACGGCGAUCGCGCCCGUGAUUUGCCACACGGCCGAAGACAUUCGCAUGCACCGCCUCGCGCAGUACACCAAGCAGCUCAUCAACGACGCGCCGGGCAGCGUGUUCCUUGACGGCUGGUUCCAGUCCGAGGCGCAAUGGCACAACCCGGCGCUUGCCAAGGACUGGGACGUCCUUCGCCAGCUUCGCUUUGAAGUCAACCGCGUCGUCGAAGCCAUGCGUGACGCUGGCGACGUCAAGACGACGCUCGAGUGCAACGUUCACAUUGGCGCGUCGCCUGAGCUCCUCGCGAUCCUCGCGCGCGUUGAUGGCCGCGUCCUGGAAGACAUGAUGCUCUGCUCGGGCAUCACGUUGACGCCGCUGACGACCGAUGCGUCGCACACGCUCAACGUCGGCGACGCUUCGCUGCCGUUGCAGCUCACUGUGACGCUCGCGAGUGGCCACAAGUGCCCGCGCUGCUGGAAGUACUCGCCGGACGUCGACGCGGCCAUGACGACACUCUGCGAACGCUGUGCGACGGCGUGCGGCCAUGCGACCGUCGACGCGCUUGUCGACGCGCUCACGCCCGAAGACGCCUAAGUGUCGGCGCGAGAUGACGAUGGAAGAGAGGAUAGAGGAACCCUUUUGGUGUCAAGAUUUUGAUUUCUGCAUA
Messenger RNA from Saprolegnia diclina VS20, 3033 nucleotides. Its product is annotated as isoleucyl-tRNA synthetase. Gene Ontology annotation, biological process: isoleucyl-tRNA aminoacylation. Bases 33 to 2960 code for a protein of 975 amino acids. NCBI's taxonomy places the organism in Eukaryota, Oomycota, Saprolegniomycetes, Saprolegniales, Saprolegniaceae. Gene Ontology annotation, cellular component: cytosol. The record is from RefSeq and is a predicted model, not a curated record. Gene Ontology annotation, molecular function: tRNA binding; isoleucine-tRNA ligase activity; ATP binding. The transcript has 9 exons.